Messenger RNA from Odobenus rosmarus divergens (Pacific walrus), 2944 nucleotides. It is a transcript of the gene SYNE3, whose product is annotated as spectrin repeat containing, nuclear envelope family member 3. NCBI's taxonomy places the organism in Eukaryota, Metazoa, Chordata, Mammalia, Carnivora, Odobenidae. The record is from RefSeq and is a predicted model, not a curated record. Gene Ontology annotation, cellular component: nuclear outer membrane; cytoplasm; meiotic nuclear membrane microtubule tethering complex. Bases 1 to 2931 code for a protein of 976 amino acids. The transcript is spliced from 17 exons. Gene Ontology annotation, molecular function: actin filament binding. Gene Ontology annotation, biological process: nuclear migration.
AUGACUCAGCCACCCCAGGAGGGCUUCGACAGGAGCGUGGAGGAUGCCCGGGAGUGGAUGAAGGCCAUGCAGGAGCGACUGCAGUUCAACGACAACACCCAGGGGCCCCGGGCGGCCCUGGAGGCCAGGCUGCGGGAGACUGAGAAACUAUGCCAGCUAGAGCCGGAGGGGCGCGUGAAGGUGGACCUGGUGCUCCGGGUGGCGGAAACCCUCCUGGGGUGUUGCCGUGAGGACCAGAAGCCCGAGAUCCUGGCCCAGCUGAAGGACAUCAAAGCCCAAUGGGAGGAGACGGUCACCUACAUGACUCACUGUCACAGCCGCAUCGAGUGGGUGUGGCUACACUGGAGCGAGUACCUGCUGGCUCGAGACGAGUUCUACCGCUGGUUCCAGAAGAUGAUGGUGGUGCUGGAGGCCCCCGUGGAGCUGCAGGUGGGCCUGAAGGAGAAGCAGUGGCAGCUGAGCCACGCCCAGGUGCUGCUGCACAACGUGGGCAACCAGGCCGUGCUCCUGGACCGGCUGCUGGAGGAGGCGGCCUCCCUGUUCAACAGGAUCGGGGACCCCAGUGUGGACGAAGAUGCCCAGAAGAGGAUGAAGGCCGAGUACGGUGUGGUGAAGGCCAAAGCCCAGGACAGAGUGAGUCUGCUGGAGCAGAUGACCCGGGAGCAUGAGCAUUUCCAGGCAGAUGUGGACGAGUUCCAGCUGUGGCUGAAUGCGGUGGUGGAAAAGGUGAGCAGCUGCCUGGGACGGAGCUGCAAACUGUCCACCCAGCACUCUCUCUCCAUGCUGCAGGACAUCGCCAAUGAUUUUCCCCGGGGUGAGAAGUCCUUGAGCAGGCUGGAGGAACAGGCUGUGGGCGUCAUCCAGAACACCUCUCCUCUGGGUGCAGAGAGGAUCACCGAGGGACUGGAGGACAUGCACAGAGUUCUGGAGAAGAUGCGCGUCCUCCGGGAGGAGGAGGAGGAGCGGCUGCAGGGCCAGCUCAGGUCCAUGGGGGCCAGUGAGCAGCAGUGGCGGCAGCUGGAAGCCGAGCUGGGAGAGUUCAGGAAGGACCUCCAGAGGCUGGCCAAGGAGGGCCUGGAACCCGCAGCGAAGGCGGGGACCGAGGACGAGCUGGUGGCCCGCUGGAGACUCUACUCGGCGACGCGGACAGCGCUGGUGGCCGAAGAGCCCCGGGUGGCCCGGCUGCAGGCCCAGCUGAAGGAGCUCAUCACCCUCUCCCGUGACCCGCAGCCUCUCUCCGACAGCGUGGUCGCUGCCCUCCAGGAGUUCCAGAGCAUGAAGGGGAAGAGCACCAAGCUUCGCAAUGCCACAGGGCUGGAGCUGUGGCAGUGUUUCCAGCGGCCUCUGCAGGAUCUGCAGCUGUGGAGGGCCCUGGCCCAGAGGCUCCUGGAUGUUACCGCCAGCCUGCCAGACCUGCCCUCCAUUCACACCUUCCUGCCCCAGAUCGAGGCGGCCCUGGCUGAAAGCUCCCGCUUGAAGGAGCAGCUGACGGCGCUGCAGCUGAAGAAAGACUUGCUGAGGAGCGUCUUCGGCCAGGACAGAGCGGCGGCCCUCUUGGAGCAGGUGGUGAGCUCCGUGCGGGACCGGGACCUGCUGCACAACAGCCUUCUGCAGAGGAAAAGCAAGCUGCAGAGCUUGCUGGCCCAACACAAAGAUUUUGGGGCUGCUUUUAAGCCCCUCCAGAAGAAGCUCUCAGACCUCCAUGGCAGGGUCCAAGCUGAGAAUGGGCUUCAGCAGGACCUUCCUGGGAAACAGGCCCAGUUUUCAAGGUUGCAGGGGCUGCAGGAAGAGGCACUGGACCUGGGGGCACAGAUGGAGGCCAUGAGGCCUCUUGUCCAGGGGAACCCCGGCCACCAGCACAAAAUGGACCAGAUUUCCACCGACUACCAGGCCCUACAGAGGUCUCUGGAGGACCUCAUGGACAGGAGCCAGCAGAGUGUGCGGGAACACUGCACCUUCCGCCACGAGCUGCUGGAGCUGCGACAGUGGAUUGCCAUGGUCACUCAGAAGCUGGAAUCACACCAGGAGGAUGUGGGCACAUGGGACGCCCAGUCCCAGGAGGUCAAAGUCGAGAGGCUGCUGGCUGAACUCCCGGAGAAGGAGGCCCAGCUGCCCCUGGUCGAAGCACACGGCCGGCUGGUGAUGAAGAAGUCUUCUCCGGAAGGGGCUGCCAUCGUCCAGGAGGAGCUAAAGGAGCUGAUGGAGUCGUGGCAGGCCCUGAGGCAGCUGGAGGAAAGCCUGCUGAGCCUCAUCAGAAACCAGCAGCUGCAGAAGACGGAAGUGGAUUCAGGGAAGAAAAUGAUUUUCACCAACAACAUCCCGAAGGCCGGGUUUCUCAUCGAUCCUGUGGAUCCUGUUUCCAGGCGUCCCCAUCGGGCAAACCCACUCCAGGAAGAAGGCAGCCAUGAAGGUUUCUCCCAACUCCUGAGGGACUUCGAGCAGUGGUUAGAGGUGGAAAAUGCCAAGCUGGUUAGAAUCAUCGCAAUGAGAACGGCCACUGCCAAGGAUUUGGAGACCAGGGAAACGAAGCUGCAGGAGCUGGAGGCUCGGGUGCCAGAAGGUCAGCAUCUCUUCGAGAACCUCCUCCAUCUCGGGCCAGCAAGGGGGACCUCCAACGAGCUGGAGGACUUGCGUUACCAGUGGAUGCUGUACAAGUCCAAGCUCAAGGACUCUGGCUACCUGCUGACACAGAGUUCUCCAGGGGAGCCGACUGGAUUCCAGAAGAGUCCGCGGUGGCCGGCGUGGUGGCGAGGACUCCGCUCCCUCUUCCCGAGGGUGUGCUGCGUGGCGCUCCCCCUGCAGCUCCUGUUCUUACUCUUGCUGCUCUUCCUGCUCCCUGUAGGGGAGGACAGCCGCGGCUGCUCCAUGGUCAACAACUUCGCCCGCUCCUUCAGGCUCAUGCUCCGCUACAGCGGCCCGCCGCCCACCUGACCCCAGGUGGCCC